CCGAGCCGAGCCGAGCCGAGCGGAGCCGACGGGCGGAGAUGGCGGCGGCGGCGGAGCUGCAGGGGAAGUACCAGAAGCUGGCCCAGGARUACUCCAAGCUUCGUGCUCAGAACCAAGUCCUAAAAAAAGGAGUUGUAGAUGAGCAAGCAAACUCUGCUUCCCUGAAGGAGCAACUGAAGAUGAAGGAUCAGUCCCUGAGAAAACUGCAACAAGAAAUGGACAGCUUGACCUUUCGAAAUCAGCAGCUUGCCAAGCGGGUGGAGUUACUUCAAGAUGAACUUGCAUUAAGUGAAGCUCGGGGCAAAAAGAACAAAAAAAGUGUAGAAUCCUCAUCUCAACUGAGUCAAGAACAGAAAAGUGUCUUCAAUGAAGAUCUUCAGAAGAAAAUAGAAGAAAAUGAACGGCUACAUAUACUUUUCUUUGAAGCAGAUGAGCAGCACAAACGUUUAGAAGCAGAGCUGAGGAGUAGACUGGAGGUUCUGGAAACUGAUGCUGCCCAGCACCAGGCUGUGGUGGACAGCUUAACGAAGAAAUACACAGAGACCAUAGAAAAGCUGCAGAACGAGAAAGCCAAAUUAGAAAUCAAGUCUCAGACACUAGAAAGAGAAGCUAAGGACUGUAGGCUUCGAACUGAAGAAUGCCAGCAACAGCUAAAGAACCUUCAAGCGGCUUUGGGCAGUAGACUGGAAGAAUCUCUAUGCAUAAUUAAUGAAAAAGUACCUUUUAAUGACACAAGAUCURCUCGAUACAAUGCUCUGAAUGUACCAUUACACAACAGAAGGAAUCAGCUGAAGUUGAGAGACCUUGCUGGCCAGGCCCUGGCUUUUGUACAAGAACUUGUUACAGCUCUCUUGAACUUCCACACAUACACUGAGCAGAAGGUACAGAUCUUCCCCGUUGAUUCUGCAACAGACACAAUAUCACCCUUAAAUCAGAAGUUCUCGCAGUACCUCCAUGAAAACGCUUCGUACGUUCGCCCUCUGGAGGAAGGAAUGCUGCACUUGUUCCAGAGCAUCACGGAGGAUACUGUGACAGUCCUGGAAACAACUGUGAAAUUGAAGGCCUUCUCAGAACAUUUAGCUUCCUACUUAGGCUUUUUAAGAAAGAUUCUUCCUUAUCAGUUAAAAAGUUUGGAAGAAGAGUGUGAGUCUUCUCUUUGCACAGCUGCUUUAAGAGCUAGAAAUAUGGAGCUGCACAGAGACAUGAAAAGGUUGACUGCAGUCUUUGAGAAGCUUCACACGUACGUCAGUCUUCUGGCCUUACCAAGUACAAAACCAGAAGGACUCCUUAGGACAAAUUACAACUUWGUGUUUACAAACAUUGCUGCAAGUCUUCAUGGAUUCCAUGACAUUUUAAAAGAUAUUUCCAAGCACUAUAGUCAGAAAGCUACUUUAGAACAGGAAGUUCCAACUGCCACACAGAAACUCAUAACUACAAAUGACUGUAUUUUAUCCUCUGUUGCUGCUUUAACAAAUGGAGCAGGCAAGAUGGCCUCGUUCUUCAGCAACAACUUGGAUCAYUUCACAGCCUCGCUGAGCUACGGCCCCAAGGCAGGAGCAGAGUUCAUCAGCCCUCUGUCAGCUGAGUGCAUGCUGCAGUACAAGAAAAAGGCAGCUGCUUACAUGAAGGCUGUGAAGAAGCCUUGUGCCGAUUCAGUGCCUUAUGAAGAGGCUUUGGCCAAUCGCAGAGUUCUCCUGAGUUCUACAGAAAGCAGAGAAGGUCUUGCACAGCAGGUCCAGCAGAGUUUGGAGAAAAUUGCAAAACUUGAACAAGAAAAAGAACACUGGAUGUUGGAAGCCCAGCUAGCRAAAAUAAAGCUAGAGAAGGAAAACCAAAAACUGAAGAACUCUCUCAGUGGACAUUUAACUGAAACUAUCCAUGAGCAUUCCACUGUGCCAAAUAUAGCAGAACAAAAGAAGGAAACCACAGAAAAGAGUCUGAGGGAACCUAUUAAGAGCACUAGUCUGAUUGGAAUGUUGACUGUAACUACUGAUAAUGAAAAGGCUGCAGAUGUUGAGUGUCGUGAAGACCUGAUAAAAUCUCACUACAUGGCCAGGAUAGCAGAGCUGACCUCUCACCUGCAGCUUGCUGACAGCAAAUCWGUGCACUUCCAUGCCGAGUGUCGAGCACUUGCCAAAAGGUUGUCUCUGGCAGAGAAGUCCAAGGAAUCACUCACAGAGGAGUUGAAGCUCGCCAGUCAAAACAUCACCAGAUUACAGGAUGAAUUGAUGACGACAAAGAGGAGCUACGAGGAUCAGUUAAGCAUGAUGAGUGACCAUCUGUGCAGCAUGAAUGAAACCCUGACCAAGCAAAGGGAAGAGAUUGACACACUSAAGAUGGCCAGUAAGGCAAAUUCUAAAAAGAACAAAAAUCGAUAGCUUACGGCUGAGUCUUUGGAAGCUGCUGCAGCACAGGAUGCAGAUAGUGAGCAUUCAUUACCCAGUUCCUGUUUGUUCCAGGAAGCAGAGGCUGGUGUUGGGUCUAGUAAAAACUGAAUUGGUGCUGUAAAUGGCUUUAAAAUAUUUACAACUUGUGACAGAUAAAACAGAAUUUAAUGUUGGCUCUAAACUGGGAAACACGCACUCUGUGGAUAAUUUAUAUAGUAAUUCCCUUCAGUUUUUACUGUGCACUUUUUAAAACCAGGUUUUGAUUUCAUGUAAUAACUUCAGAUUUUGUAUAUUUUCAAAUAWGUUUCUGCAUUAACGAAUUUGGAUCCAUGCAGUAGGUGUCUAUUUUUGAGUUAUACAUUUAAUUGUCAGCACAUGUACAUUCCGUUACUUGUUAAUAACAGUUUAAAAAUUAGUUUGGAGGCUUUUUUUGGCCAUGCAAGCUGUGCAGUUACUGUAAAUGUAUUAUUCCUGUUCUCAGCCCUCUAGAAUUAAUUGGCAUUGUGGCUUGAAAUGAUUUCUACAAAUUCACCAAGUAAAUGGGAUCAUUGUUCGACUGCAACAAUGGAAACCUUUYCUGCUUGUAUUUGGCACUUUGGAUUUUGAGGUAUAGAGCACAAAUAGCUGAAGUGGGAUAGUCCUAUGAAAUUGCUUUAAGCCAUUUCCAUAAUAUUUUGUUUACACAUGUAUGUAUAUAUAUUGGUUGAAAUAGCUGUUUAAAGCUAGAGGAAACUGUGAUUGUCAUUUGCCCCAAARGAGUGAAACAUUGUGGGUAGAAUAGAUCAGCAUCCUGUGCUCUCUUACAGUAAAAGGGGAAUGUGAAAUGUGUACAAGAUUUAAACAGUGAACUUGCAAAAGGUCUUCAUGGAAUUAAGCUCUGGUGAAUUCACUGAGGGGAUGCACAUGGCUUUUCCUGUGUUUUGGGGAGUUUGUGAACUAUAGGCCUCUCCUAAGAUUUUUUUAAAUUUUUUUUUUUUCAAGUGAAGUUUACUACCACAAGUUUUCACAGCACUGAUUUGUUGUUGGGGGURGGGGUUGUUGGUUUUGGGUUGGGUUGGAUUUUUGGUUGUGUUUUGGUUUUUUUUUUGUUUUUUUUUUUUAUCAGAUGCUGUGCUGCUCCACACUUUACACACCAAUCUUCUGUUCCAUAAUUUCCAUUAUGRCACUUAUUUGUCUCAUAAAGGUUUACUCUGAUAUCACAUAUGUUGAUAUGUAUUAUCAGUGUGUAAUAAUAAAAUCAACAUGAAACCAGCCUGACUUUUUUCUUAC
Molecule: messenger RNA, 3656 nt
Organism: Malurus melanocephalus (red-backed fairy wren)
Lineage: Eukaryota; Metazoa; Chordata; Aves; Passeriformes; Maluridae
Gene: PPP1R21
Product: protein phosphatase 1 regulatory subunit 21
Exons: 22
Coding region: 39-2378 (779 amino acids)
Cellular component (GO): membrane; early endosome
Source: RefSeq, a predicted model, not a curated record